Molecule: messenger RNA, 1429 nt
Organism: Aegilops tauschii subsp. strangulata
Lineage: Eukaryota; Viridiplantae; Streptophyta; Magnoliopsida; Poales; Poaceae
Product: 3-dehydrosphinganine reductase TSC10B
Biological process (GO): sphingolipid biosynthetic process
Cellular component (GO): endoplasmic reticulum membrane
Molecular function (GO): 3-dehydrosphinganine reductase activity
Source: RefSeq, a predicted model, not a curated record
GAUACGCGCGCGAGGCCGGGGAACCCCAUACCUGAAGUCCAAGUCCAGUCCAGGCGAGUGUGCUCGCUUGUCUCGACGGUCGCCGUCCUAGAUCUGAACCCGUCAGGCGGCGACCCUUCCUCCUCCUUGCCGCCCUCGCCCUGGUCCACUCCGGCGGCCCCUUCGCCCUCUUUAAACCCCAGCACCUCAAUCACGUCUUCACUCCACCGCCCGCGAAAUCCAGGCCCUAGCGCGACUUCGCCAUGGCCGCAGCACUCCUCCUCCUGGUGCCGCCCGUCGGCCUCCUCGCCGCGCUCGCCUUCCUGACCCGUCCCCGGGCCGCGCGAAUCCCGCUCAAGGGCCGCCACGUCUUCAUCACCGGCGGGUCCAGCGGCAUCGGGCUCGCCCUCGCCACGGCCGCCGCGCGGGAGGGCGCGCGGGUCUCCAUCCUCGCGCGCAACGCCGCCCGCCUCGACGACGCGCGCGCCGCCAUCAGGCUUGCCACGGGACAGGACGUCGGGGUCCACCAGGCCGACGUGCGGGAUGCCGCCGCCGUGGCACGCGCACUUGACGAGGCCGGGCCUGUCGACGUGCUCGUCUGCAACCACGGCGUGUUCGUGCCGCAGGAGCUGGAGAAGCAGGACAUGGAGGAGGUCAAGUGGAUGGUGGACAUCAACCUCAUGGGGACCUUCCACCUCAUCAAGGCCGCGCUCCCUGCCAUGAAGGCACGCACCCGCGAGACCAGUCUCCCGGCGUCCAUUGCCAUCAUGUCAUCGCAGGCUGGUCAGGUUGGUGUUUAUGGGUAUACUGCUUACUCCGCGAGCAAGUUCGCACUAACUGGACUUGCAGAGUCGCUGCAGCAUGAGGUUGUUUCGGACGACAUUCAUGUGUCGCUGAUCUUCCCUCCUGACACAGAGACACCGGGUCUUGUCGAGGAGAAGAAAAAGAGGCCAGAGCUUACCACUAUCAUAGCAGAUUCAUCUGGUGGAAUGAAGGCUGAUGAUGUUGCUAUGAAGGCUCUAAACGGCAUCAAAUCUGGGAGGUUUAUUGUCCCCUGCAAUUUCGAGGGAGCAAUGUUAGCUAUAGCCACUUCUGGUCUAACCCCCCAGAGUUCCCCGUUAAUUGCAUUCGUGGAGGUGAUCGGUGCUGGACUGAUGCGAUUUGUAGCACUAUGUUUCCAGUGGAAUUGGUUCUCUACUAUUGAGAACUGGUAUGCCAAGAACAAGAAACAUGGGUGAAAGCCCAAACUAGCCCUGGGAUUCCCAGAUUUUCAUAGGACUUUAUACAACCAAUAAUGUUCAUUCUUAUCCCUGGACUGAAUGUAUAUCCCGGUUGUACUUUGGGAUACAAAAAUGUAUAUUUGGGUUAUUAUUUUUUACCAGAUAUACUUAGCACGUUGUACACUUGUACUGGACAGGAAGUUAAAAAUCCCCUUUUGCCUGUGUUUUAA